Brassica napus (rape) is the source of this 1478-nucleotide messenger RNA. RefSeq names its product EPIDERMAL PATTERNING FACTOR-like protein 6. The coding region runs from base 716 to 1168 and encodes 150 amino acids. The transcript has 3 exons. Gene Ontology annotation, biological process: guard cell differentiation; stomatal complex development. Lineage: Eukaryota; Viridiplantae; Streptophyta; Magnoliopsida; Brassicales; Brassicaceae. The record is from RefSeq and is a predicted model, not a curated record.
CACAGAACAACCGAUGGAGAGAGAUGUCGCCGAUUUGCUGCGACGAGAAGAACCUCCGAAGGAGAGAGAUGUCGCCGAUUUUCUUCGACGCGGAGACGCACCGCUAGAGCCGUCGCCGUUUUCUCGAGCAGAGACACCGAGAUGAAGAGAUUCGCCAUUGAAUCGCCUUUCGCGAGGAGAGAAUACAAACAUAAAAGAGAAAGGAGAAAAUGAAAACACGGGUCUCGUGACCCCGAAACCGUGCGUGCUUUCGCGAGGUUAAUUAAAGGAUGCCCCUUCCUUAAAUCUCUUUUUUUCUUUAUUUUUAAUCUCCCUUUAAGCUAACAAACCCACUUAAGCUACCCCAAUAAACCUGCUCUUAGGUACCUUCCUUAAUUACUUCUCUCUUCCUACACUCUUUCUCUCCUUUUAUCUCUACACUCCCAAAUUUAAUUGCACAUUUUUUAGUAAACGCCUCCUUGUUUGCUCAUAAUAGACUCAUUUUCUUUUUAACUUCACUUUCUCAAACACCACUACUCCCUCUCCUUUUUUGAGAGAACCCAAAUCAUAGGAAACCAAAACACACUUAUAAAUCAUUUUGAUUAAUCUUAUAUUUGUUUCCAUUUUUAUCUCUGAUUUUGUAAACCCAUCAAGUUUUUUUCAUGACACUAUACUGGGGGAGUCGUAACUGAUCUCUGCUUCUUCAUAAGUUGGGUGUUCAGAAAGUUUAGUAAUCAUGGGAUCCCAGAGACCAUCAUCAUCAUCAUCAUCAUCAUCAAUACCAUCAUCAGAAAAAUCGAGAGCUAAAUUCAUUCUCUUUUAUAUAUUCCUACUCUGCGUUGUCCUCUAUGUGUUGACCACUUCCAUACCCCCUUCCUCACUUUCUUCUCCAUAUUUUAGGAACUCUAAUUCUGGGAAACUAGGGCACUUCUAUGCACAGGAGGAGGAAGGCAAGAGUACACUUGUGAUAAAGAAGAUGAGGAGGAUCGGUGACUGGAGCAAAGAGGCGGAGCUACGGAGGAUUUUAAGGGGAUUGGGGUCAUCUCCGCCACGGUGCACCUCCAAGUGUGAAGGAUGCACGCCGUGCAAGCCUGUGCACGUCCCGGUGCCUUCGGGCACUCCUGUCACCGCUGAGUACUACCCUGAAGCUUGGAGAUGCAAGUGCGGCAACAAGUUGUACAUGCCAUGAUCUUUUAUAUACGAUAUAUAUACUCACAUAAUAUACGUUAUAUAUAUAUGAUUUAUAUGCAGGUUCAUGAUCAUAUGUAAUGUCUCUACUCAAAUAUUUAUUAUAUAUUAAACAUGCUUCUAGGACAAACCCCAACGUGAAGCUUUGAUGACUGAUUGAUGUUGAUGAUGCUCGUUUAUAGGUCCGUAUCUACGAUGUUUUGGUAGCAUAUAUAUCUUCUUAUCUUGUAUAAUAUGCACAUUAAUUAGUACGUACAUGUAUGAUUGUGGAGUUGUGUUAAAAAUAAUUAAUGAGCAUGACUAGCUAUGAA